Molecule: messenger RNA, 2549 nt
Organism: Nymphalis io (European peacock)
Lineage: Eukaryota; Metazoa; Arthropoda; Insecta; Lepidoptera; Nymphalidae
Exons: 3
Coding region: 242-700 (152 amino acids)
Source: RefSeq, a predicted model, not a curated record
CAACCUCUAUCGUGGGCGGAUGUUUUGCCGCACAGCAAACGGUGCCGAAAUAAAAAGUUGACUUUUUUGUAUAAAAAUCGUGUUGUGACUGAUUGAAAUCCAGUGUGGACUUAGGAUUUUUAUUUCUUUAACAACAACAACAGACCCAAUGAUUCUGUUGUAAAACUGCUGACUGCGUAAGUUCCAUAAUGAGUUGUUGGUGAUCUUCUAACAUCGGGCGUGAGUGCCGCAAGCACGCAAGAUGACAUCAGAGAGAGCAAUCCCGCAUUUGCGUGACAUCUUCGGUUUGAACCAGCAGUACGAUGGGAAGGCUUACGACGAUAAUGAAGAUAAAACAAAGAAGUCUGUCAAAAAGAAGAAAGAAGACUUCCGCACCUACGCUAAUGGUGACGUCAAAACUUUAGAGAGACAUCUCAGCAUGAAAAAAACCAUACGAAAGAAGAUUAUGCGCGAUCUGCAACAGGCGUUCGUUGAAGACCCUAACGAGUUUAAGGUCGAGAAUACGAGUCCUGAAAAAUUAAAAGCGGAACUCAGUGCGGAAGCUGUAAAAAUCGAAAAGAAUGUGCGGAAGAAUGAUCCAACGUUCUUAGAUAUGCUUCGAGGCGAAACUAGAGGAGAGGAGACGAGGGAAGAGCAGCCGCCGGCAGAGAAGACUAGCUUCUGGCGGCGUCUUACCAUGAAAAACAAGAACAAAAGAUAAUUUAUUUACGGGCGCCGUAUAAGACUUUACUCCGUUUUUAUAAAUCUGCACUUCUUAAACGUUGCCUCAGAUCAUGUCGAAACUUCUUUGUUGUACUCAACAGACAUAUUGGAAACGAUCAAUAAAAUAAAUCUUAAAUUUCUCUCAUCAGAUAUUCUACCGUAAAACAGCAGUACUUGUUAUUGUUGUGUUCCGGUUUGAAGGGUGAAUAAGCCAGUGUAAUUACAUGCACAAGGGACAUAAAAUCUAAGUUCCCAAGGUUGGUGGCGCAUUGGCUGUAUAAGCGAUUGUUGACGUUUCUUACAAUGCCAAUGUCUAAGGGCGUUUGGUGACCACUUCCCAUCAGGUGGCCCAUAUGCUCGUCCGCCUUAAAAUUCUAUAAAAAAAAAAACUUUUGACAUGCUACCGUGAUCUACGUCCGGCUUAUGGCAACUUUUGUUUUUACAGUAUUUUGGACUUGAGAUUAAAAAAAACGAUGACAACAUGAAUUGACAUUAGUGAGGCGAAAUUACGUUUUAAAUUAAAUACUAGUUUUCUUCAUACGUUUCAUGAAAUAAUAAUUUCAUAAUAAAAAGUUUUUCAUGUUAGGUAGAUUAUAAUUAUAUAAAGCAUUUCAUUAUCUUAACUUUACUUGUCUUGGAUAAUUAAGUAGUUAGGUAUUAAGUACUUAUCAAAUAAUUUAAAUUGAUAAGUAAGUAACUACUUAAUUAUUAAAGAAAGUUUUUGUUCAGAUUGUACCAAUAUACAUAUUUGUAUUCUAAAGUACAUGAGAUUCACGAAAGAUUUUAAAUAGCGAAUCUAAAUGUCUAUUAGAAAGACUUUAUUAUUUGAAAAGCGCUAAUUAAGUCUAUACUGAUCGAACUAUAGACGAACUACUAAAAAAGUCAGUUUUUCUAUAUUUUUAAUAGAAAAACGAUUUUCCAAUAAUUCAAAGCCGCUUUCGAGAUGAAACGUACCUACGUUAGCAAAAUGAAAAAUUUGCACUUCAAUGGGUGGGUUACUUAUAUAAUUAAUAAAAAAACUGAACUUUUUAUGAUGUUCGUUAUCAACAAAAAAAAGUCAUUUAGUUGGGAUGUAAUUCAUGCCUAUUUAUAUACCAAUUGUUUUAAAUAUCGGUUCUUAACAAUGAGAAAAAUAGGUGCGUUUUAUACAAUAAAUAAAAUAUUAAUUAUAUUACAUUUUACCUGUAAAAUGUACAUGUCUAUUGCGUAGGUUUAUUAAGUAAAUAAAUAUUGGCUCGAUUGCCCAUUCUAUAUCGAUAUAAGAUAACUUAUAUUAAUAAUAUUAUAGUGUAUUCGAUUUAAUUAUGAACGUACAUAUUUACUCAAAAUAUCAAUAAAAUCAUAAAAUUUUCUGAUGUCAAAUGUUGGUCGUGACUAAAUUCAGUAUAAGAUUUCUAUUCAAUUUUGACCUCAGAGUAAAAUGAAGACUGUUUUUCAAAUAGUGUAAAUUAUGAAUUAGUAUCAUAUCGAUAAAUUUUUACAUUUUUAAACCAUAACUUCUAAUCACUGCUUUAGUAUUCAACCUUUUACAUCUGUUGUAUCUAUUUAUGUGUUAGUAGAACGAUAUAUGUAACAAUUAUCGCAUAAUAUUUGUAAGGCGCUUAAAUAAAAGUAACAUGCUAAGGUUUUAAGAUCUUUCCUUGGUAACGGAGUAAUGUGAAGAAUAUCAUAGGCCAUUGUUACUUAUUAUAAAAAAUGAUAUCUCAUUCUACAUGUGAUGUAAAAUUAAGUCUAAUAGUUUACGUAGAUUUAAGUAUUUCUUAAGUGGUAUAAUUAUGCGAGGUAGUACGGCAAUUCCUUGUUGUGACAGUUCAUUACUAUAAUGCAAUAUAAAAUUUUACACAUUU